GUGAGUCGGUCACCACUGACAUCGGUCCGCAACUUGGACAACCUCAGUUCCAUGCAAAAUCAUCGCCCAUACUGCGUAUCGAUGAAGACGUGUUUACUCUCAUCUUUGAGGAGUUACUGGCGCCGAAGGGCGAAAGGGGCAUUUCUCUGAAACGCCUUUCUUUGUGCUGCAAACAGCUUCGCAGCCUCUGCCUCAGUACCCUCUUCUCGCAGUGCAGAAUCACCAACAGGGGCGGAAACGGCGCUUCAGUACCACCCGUCGUCAUACGACCCCACGUACGGCAUCUGACGUACAGCCUAUACCGUGCACAUUCCUGCGACGCAUUGCUGUAUCUGCCUCAUGUGCGAUCGAUAACGUUUGCCUGCACCUCACACCGCGUCCAGUGGGGCGAUUUGGAGCGAUUUCUCAGCUUCCCUCAAGUCAAGUCCAUCUCGUUUACAGCCUCAGUUGCGUUCACGGACGUGCCACCCUUUCCGGAAACAACCAGCUCAGGCGCAUCUGCCCUCGAAGAGUUAUCCUACCCGACCCCUUUGACACCGAAUCCUUCCACGACGGCAUCGGUUACGACGUGGGCCGGGGGGUUUGCGCUAGAGCAAGACUGUCUGUCGGCCCUUGUCCUCGGCAUGCGUUUAACGGCACGGUCGCUGGUGCUGCCUAUGAGGACGGCACCACUCGGAGCCAUGGCGGAAGCCGACUGGCCGGCACUACAAGACCUGUACCUCGGCGGCUCAUUCCCUGAUACCACAAAUCGCUCAUACACAGCACACCUGCACUCCAUGCUCCCCCGCAUGCCGGACCUCCGACAUCUCGUCGUUAUGGCUGCCCUUCCACGCCGCACCGGAAGUCGAUGCUGUCUACUCCCCAGCAACUCCUCUGGCGCGCUUCAGAACCUCCGCAGCCUCGUCGUCGCAUACCCCCAUCCGCGCGACCCGAUCUUCGCGAUCCCAUUUCCCGACCUCACCCACCUCUCCCUCCGCGACUGGCCCCGGCACUACGACCGCAAGGCGCAGAUAGACCUGGCCAGCUCGUGGCUGUCCCCCAUCCUGUUCGCCGCUGAAGCGCUCUCCUUGCUGCAGCGCGUCCGUGCGCCCCGCCUCAAGACGCUCGAGCUCGUCUACUUCGCGGACGAGGCAGACACGGACCUCCUCACGCUCAUAGCCCAGCGCUUCCCGAAGCUGCGGCAUCUCAUGCUGCAUCGGUACCGUCGGUCCCCCGGCGAGGCCGUUGACCACAUCGCCAUCGCACGCACACUCUCGCGCAUCUCGACGCUCGUCACGCUGCAACUCCACCUGGACUUUGCGGGCGACCCCGGAAAAUACAGCACCGCGGCGGUCCGCCGCGGCAUGGAUGACCCUACGAGCGACGUGGCCCAGUGGCCCGGCCGGCUCGCGCAGUACGGGUGGGACAUCCUGGGCGCGAUGGCGGAGACGUGUCCGCUGCUCGAGGGCGUCGCGCUGCUGCGGCGCGACGAGGAGCCGCCGAGCCUGUGGUGGUGGAUGCUGCGCGGGCGGCGGGAGGCGUUCUGCGCGUGGAUCGACGCGAACUGUGAUAUACCUCCCUCGACGCUCCCCGAGGGCAUGAGAGUCAGCAUCAUGUCAUAUUAG
Molecule: messenger RNA, 1604 nt
Organism: Trametes versicolor FP-101664 SS1
Lineage: Eukaryota; Fungi; Basidiomycota; Agaricomycetes; Polyporales; Polyporaceae
Exons: 6
Coding region: 624-1604 (326 amino acids)
Source: RefSeq, a predicted model, not a curated record